Molecule: messenger RNA, 469 nt
Organism: Prorocentrum cordatum
Lineage: Eukaryota; Dinophyceae; Prorocentrales; Prorocentraceae
Source: the annotation of a GenBank genome assembly
CGCGGCGCUUGACCCGCGCCAGUUCGCCACUCUCGGGAGCGAGACUGAGCUCCGCGACGCGGUCUCCGGCUGGCUGUGCAAACUGCGUGAGUUUUUCGGGCCGAAGCAGGGCGAUGGCCGCUUGCUGCUCACGGUCUUCUUUGCCUCGUGCUGCCACUCGGAGGUCGACCUCCACAACGCCGUCAUGGCGAUGGGGCCUGGCUUAGACAUCGCGUAUUGCAGUUCCCCCGAGCAAGUUCUGUCCAUGCAAGUGCAGAACGGGGGCGCGGGCAAGGUCGUCAUGCAUGCCCAGCGCCCUCUUUUCGAGGCGCAUCUUGAGGAGCUGCUGCUCUUCUUCGGCCCGGUCACGGAGAUCAGGGGCCCCGAGCCGAAGGCCACGGUGCCGGGGCUGCUCUCGGCCCCAGUGCAGCGCCUCAGUGCACGCGAGCUGCUGCGCCAGCCCCGGUCGGCGUCUGGUGAUGGCAGCUAA